CGUUUAGUCAGUCACAUGGUUUCUUUUCCGGUCUCCCGUGACAGUUUGGAGCAAAUAAUCGCAGCACAAGGCGUGUCAUGACCCCGUGUUGUUAUUGGGCAUAUUCCUUCGCGGGCCUCAGCUCUCAGCUCGGUGCCGACCACCGUCCCGCGACGACAACAGCCAGCACCAAGUGGACGUAAAGCGGACAUCAAACUCAAGACGAGUGUGUUUUCAAGCAGGAAGUGGGCCACUGUUUGUCGAGUGACGGUCGCGGCAAACUGAGGAAGCGGCCAUGUCAAACGAACGCAGCCCCCUCAUCACUUCAGGGGUGUGCGGUCUGAGCAUGGCGACCUGCGGCACCGUAGUGGACACGUCCCCUGACUGCAACUCUCGGACGCCGAGUAAAGAGCCCCGAAAGCUCGACACAUUUUUCGGUGUGAUGGUGCCGACCAUUCUCUCCAUGUUCAGCAUCGUGUUGUUUCUGAGAACGGGUUUUGUUGUUGGCCACGCGGGGCUCCUGCAAGGCCUUCUGAUGGUGGUGGUCGCCUAUGUCAUCAUAAUGCUUACCAUCCUAUCGAUCUGCGCAAUUUCUACCAACGGCGCCAUACAGGGAGGCGGCGCUUAUUACAUGAUCAGUCGAUCACUGGGCCCUGAGUUCGGAGGAAGUAUUGGUUUAAUGUUCUUCUUAGCCAAGGUGUUUGCGUGUGGGGAAUACGUUCUUGGUCUUGUGGAAGCUAUUCUUGAUGUGUUUGGCGUGGAUGCAGAAACAUCUGUGUCCGAGGGCGUGCGCGUGCUCCCUCAAGGUUACUGGUACACUGUGCUCUACUCGUCGGUGAUCCUCCUGCUGUGUCUGGUGGUGUGUCUGGUGGGCGCCCACAUCUACUCCCGGAUGGCCUUCGGCAUCCUGCUGUUGGUCACCGUUUCGCUGCUGUCCGUCUUCAUCAGUUCUGUGGCCGUCAAACCUUUGGAUUUUAUCAUCAGUCACCCGGGUCCUGGCAAUCAGACCCUGCGUUACAAUGCCAGCUACACCGGCUUUAACGUGACCACACUGAAGAACAACCUGGGCUCUGGUUACUCACUGGACUACAGCACCAACAAAGUCAUGUCAUUUGCCACCGUGUUUGCCGUUAUGUUCACCAGCUGCACUGGAAUCAUGGCUGGAGCCAACAUGUCAGGGGACCUGGAAACACCAAGUGUGUCCAUCCCCAAAGGAACCAUCGUGGCCGUCAUUUACACCUUCAUCGUCUACAUCCUAUUCUUCCUCUUGGUCAGUGCCACUUGUGACAGAACUCUUUUGAUUCAGGAUUAUGGUUUCCUCCAGCGAAUUAACAUCUGGCCACCGUUUGUGACCAUUGGCAUAUACUGCGGUGCUCUGUUUGCCGCAAUGUGCUCCAUGAUAGGAGCAUCCCGUAUCCUGCACGCUCUUGCUGUGGACCAACUCUUUGGUUUGCCAUUAGCACCUGCGACGAUCACUACAAGCUCGGGAAACCCGUGGAUGGCAGUGCUUUAUACGUGGGGGCUGGCACAGGGUGUGGUGUUUGCAGGCCAGCUCAAUGCCGUCGCCAGCUUGGUGACCGUUUUCUACCUGCUUGCCUACGCAGCUGUUGACCUCGCUUGUUUGGCGCUUGAGUGGGCAUCGGCCCCAAAUUUCAGGCCAACCUUCCAGUUUUUCUCGUGGCACACAUGUCUGCUCGGGAUCCUGAGCUGCUUAGUCAUGAUGUUCGUCAUCAACCCCGUCUACUCAUCAGGCAGCAUCGUCCUCCUGUUGGUUCUGCUGUUUUUCCUCCACUACCGCUCUCCCACCAGCAGUUGGGGCUACAUCAGCCAGGCCCUCAUCUUCCAUCAGGUGCGCAAAUAUCUACUGAUGCUGGAUGUGAGGAAGGACCACGUGAAGUUCUGGAGGCCGCAGGUGUUGUUGAUGGUGGCCAAUCCGCGCUCUUCUUGCCAGCUCAUCCUGUUUGUCAACCAGCUAAAAAAGGGAGGACUCUACGUGCUGGGCCACGUGCAGCUCGGAGAUCUGGAUUCACUGCCGUCAGACCCCGUGCAGCAGCAAUACAACUUCUGGCUAAGCUUAGUGGACAAGCUCGGGGUGAAGGCCUUCGUCGACCUGACGCUCUCGCCGUCUGUCCGACAAGGAACGCAGCAUCUUCUACGCAUCACGGGCCUCGGCGGCAUGAAGCCCAACACUCUGAUCUUGGGUUUCUAUGACAGCUGCACCCCCGAGGACUUCUUCCUCCAAGAUACCGCCUUCUGUGGCGCAUCCGUAGGACAAGGCCCAGAAGGAGAGUAUAAUUUCGGGGUUGACCUGCCUUCUUUACAGGCCCAUUUCCCUCCCGUUCGACACGUCGAGAGCCCUCGCUGGCUCUCCCCCGAAGAGUACGUGGGGAUCAUCGCAGACGCCGUCAAAAUGAACAAGAACGUGUGCCUCGGCCGCUAUUUUUUCCACCUGGAGGGCGAAGGGAAGCAGAGCAAAGUGGACGGCUCGGAGCGGACCAUCGACGUGUGGCCUCUCAACCUGCUGCAGCCGGGCUGUCGAGAUUACCAGGACGUGUGCAGCCUCUUUUUGCUUCAGAUGGCCUGCGUGCUCAACAUGUCCAGCAAGUGGCGCCACGCCCGAAUGAGGAUCUUCCUCAACGUGGAGACGGAGUCCAGCGACCAGGGAUGGGUGGUGGACGAGGAGACCUUUCGAGAGUUGCUCAAGAAGCUUCGCAUCCGAGCGUCCAUCAAGAUCGUCCCGUGGGACUCGGUGGUGCAACACCACGCUCAGACGGAUACCGAGGCCGGGAAGGAGCACGGCCACGCCCUCUCUGACCACUUCCUGUCUGCGGUGAACUCGAUGUUGAUGGAACACAGUUCUCAGGCUGCCGUUCGCUUCCUCUAUUUGCCGCGGCCCCCCGCUCAUCACAGCCAUUCCCAGACGUACUUGGCCCAGCUGGAAGCAGUGACCAACGGUUUGGGUCCGACGCUCCUCAUCCAUGGCGUCACCCCGGUGACCUACACGGAUCUUUAAAUCUUGCCUGACUGUUUAUGUACUCUAUAUAUAAGCACCGAUUCCACGUGGAUGCAAUGGUUCAACAAAGCUUACACUCGACAGACACUUGAUUUGAUGGACCAAAUGCGAUCGGGUUAAAAUUCUCAGAGCGGUUGAUUAUUUCACACUUAACAUAUUUAUUGUGGAUGGAGUGAAAAUGGUGUCCACCAAAUGCAGUGUCUGGUGAGCGUAUGACACUCACUGUACACAGUGUGUUACUCUCAGCCGAGUGUUAAACGCGCACUUUUGAUGAUCUCACAUUCUCGUAGGAUGUGUUCCUACUUUCAUGCACUUGAACUGCUUCGCUGAUUAAAACGAUGUUUACCGGCCUAACUUAUCGUACCGUCUGCUGACCGUUCGGGUUGACUGUGUUACAGAGCCUUAAAAACAAAAACAACAAAACAAUUUUGACCAAUUCAGGUCCUUUAAAUAUAGAAAUGCCCAAGUAUUGAGGCACAUUUUCAGGGAUGUCAUUCCGAAUUUUGUGGUAUUUAAAAGACAAUGAUAAUGGUGUAUUGUCUGUUUUAAUGGAUUAAUUUUUGUCAUUUUUUUUGCAGGACCCAGUUAUAGCAAGUCUUUUUUUUUUGGCGCUGAAUUGAUUGGAUUCAUCAAUGUUACCUCAAAUAAGUUGAGCUUUUUCAGUAUUUAUGCAAGAAUUGGGAACAACUCCGGCUGUCUUGACUUCUGGUGGAUAUUUUGUUUACAUUCUUUUGCUUGAAGGUGCAAAACAUUCAAGUUCAGCCCGAGAUGAGACACCAGGACCAACGAUAUGGAUCAAAUUAGGUCAAAAUUGUAAAACAAAGGUUACUCGGUUCUUGUACCACCGCCACAAAGUCCCGAAAACAAUUUCUUGUGUUUGUGUUUUCAGUUGUGUUUAAUGCUGCAUGUUACCUCAUUACAAACAGAAAACUGCCUAAAAAAAGAA
Molecule: messenger RNA, 3938 nt
Organism: Hippocampus zosterae (dwarf seahorse)
Lineage: Eukaryota; Metazoa; Chordata; Actinopteri; Syngnathiformes; Syngnathidae
Gene: slc12a9
Product: solute carrier family 12 member 9
Exons: 14
Coding region: 275-2992 (905 amino acids)
Biological process (GO): potassium ion homeostasis; chloride ion homeostasis; chloride transmembrane transport
Cellular component (GO): membrane
Molecular function (GO): potassium:chloride symporter activity
Source: RefSeq, a predicted model, not a curated record